This is a messenger RNA of Serpula lacrymans var. lacrymans S7.9, 668 nucleotides long. RefSeq lists its product as uncharacterized. Bases 77 to 493 code for a protein of 138 amino acids. The transcript is spliced from 3 exons. Lineage: Eukaryota; Fungi; Basidiomycota; Agaricomycetes; Boletales; Serpulaceae. The record is from RefSeq and is a predicted model, not a curated record.
ACAAAUAACCCACCCAAAUUUCCAAGAUUAUUAGCUCACCGCACUACAUUUGCACUUCAAACUCCAUCCUCCUACAAUGCCAAAGAUAAGCAGUUCACAAACAAAGAGCAACAGCCCACCGGGUUGUCAAAGUCCAUGCAAGAAUUCUACUAGUACUUGGUCCAGCCUGAGUCCUGUGUCCAGUCCUCAUGGCACAUUGAGGGGUAAAAGUAUAAUUGCACCCCCGGCCAUUCCACUUCAGGUGGGAGCAGACGGCGCUUCUGUAGAAAACCUAAUGGACUUUGCUGAGGCCGUAGAGAAUGAAUGUAGUAUCGAGCAGUUGUUUAUUGAAAGGAGAGCAAGGUGGAGUCACUUGGAGGCUAAGUUGUUUUCCACCCAGCUUCCAGGUGCCUCUCGACGGUGUAGCAAGGUGACAACGCUUGUUCAAGAACUUGGGAUGGAGAUAAGCAUACCUCGUGAUUUAUUCCUUCAAAAUUUUGUGAAGGCCAGUUGAAUUCCCCUGCUGUGGUGUAUAUUCUACUCUGUCUCCUAAGUAUGCAGUUGUCAUGGUUGAUCAUGUGUAUAUGUGGACUGGGAGGUCUUUUUGUCAUCUAUGCCUAUGUACUUCUGUCUUUUUUAUAGUCAAGGUGACGCCCACUCGGUCAAGUUGAAAUGUAUUCUCCAAUCAA